Molecule: messenger RNA, 834 nt
Organism: Guillardia theta CCMP2712
Lineage: Eukaryota; Cryptophyceae; Pyrenomonadales; Geminigeraceae
Exons: 4
Coding region: 1-834 (277 amino acids)
Source: RefSeq, a predicted model, not a curated record
AUGGAGCAUAUCAACGCUCACCAAGAAGCUUGCAAGUUCGACUCGGGACAUUUCGAGACUUAUGACAAGAUCAACCUUGACGUUCUGAGAGAAAGCAUGUCUUUCAUCCCCUUCUCGCACCCCGAGCUCGCUCACGUGUCGGCCGCCGAUGCCAUGGCGAGAGAAGCAAACAAGGAAGACGCCUCCUCCGCGAUUUCUUGCACCAGCUCUGAGCACACGUCGGACUUCGAAGAGAUGGAUGAAGUCACCGACCAAGGAACUGGCUCGCGAUCCCUCCUUGUCUGCCCGAGAAAGAAGAAAGCAGCGGCAGCUGCCCAGUCUUCGGACAAGGACGAGCCUGUAGUGAUAACCAAGAAGCUUCUUGAAGGCCUCUACGGCAUGCCGUUGAGCGAAGUGGCCUCGAAGCUCAAGAUCUGUCCCAGCGCGAUCCGCAAGGCCUGCCGGCGCCUCGGGAUCGAGAAAUGGCCGUUCAAGAGCAGGAACCCUGGCCCCAAGAGGAAGUCGAUCUCGGAGAGUAAGGAGGAUGCAAAGCAGGAGGAGGAAGGAAGAGCUCCCCCCCCCUCCUCCCACCCGUCCGCACGUCAAGGGUCCUCGUUGGAUGCCAGCACGGUUGAGGUCAAGCCUGAUCCGCACCCCGUCGACCCCCAGCCCCAACCGGUGGGGGAGAGGAAGAGCUGCGGCAACAGGGAGGGUGGAUGGAACCUUGACGUUAGCUGGAUCCCCCACUCCUCAGACUUCGCGGACGAUGCAGAGGAGGCUUUCUGGAACAACAUCCAGCAGGCUAUGAACAAUCCUGCUCAAGGAGGGAAAGUCGACGCGUCUGAUAGGAUGUGA